Messenger RNA from Prorocentrum cordatum, 2205 nucleotides. The record is from the annotation of a GenBank genome assembly. Lineage: Eukaryota; Dinophyceae; Prorocentrales; Prorocentraceae.
CCCUCCCGAACCCUCCGAAAAUCCUCCUGGAACUCUUCCCGGAGGGUUUCUGGAGGGUUUCGGUUGUUUCGAAAGGAGACCAGUCCGUAGCGAGCCCUGGACUCUCUAACUCUAAUUCUCUGUCUUGCUGGCCAGGCCCACCGUGGAGCGGUCCUCUCUAUAACGGUGUGCUGGCUCUCAUGCUUGGUAGCUUGACUUGUUGUUCCGACAUCGAACCUGCUUGCCCUCCCUUGCUAGCACUAGCGCAUACAUUUUUACUGACGGUGCCUGAAUGGCAAUGAAGAGUGUCAGAGGUCUUGUGGUCGUCCUCUUGGCCGCCUUGUUCGGUGCAGGCUACGGAUGGACUUGCCACAGCUCGACAGACUGCCAGCCGAGCAGUUCGCGUGCCAUCGGUACCAUCAUCCAGAACGACGUCCAGAUACUCUUGCAGCUCCCGACGGCAGCAGGGCCAACGCGAGCAGGGCCGAAGCAGUGGUCGGCUGCAACAUCGCCAAGGCGCCGGGUGGCUCGUCCAUGCUGCUUGCCAGGCUCAGCGAGGCGACGAGCAUGGUGGGGACUAUGGACGCCCAGGCCGCCUUCACGAUCCAGGGAUCUAGUCUUCUUGCUGCGCCCAACACGGUCUUGACAGAUCCGGGCUUUGCCAAGUCCAAGAAGGUCGGCGGCAUUUCCGUGGUGUACGUCGACAUCCCUGUCUUCUCUUUCUCCGCUCUUCCUGUCGAUCAGGGUCUGGAGGCAAUGCUCCUGGCUGAUUUUUGAACCCUGCCAGGGUGGAUCAACGGUUAUCCACUGUCUGUUACAAUCUGCGCUGACGAACGUUUCGCGACGUCGAACGGUGCCCUGAGUGCAGUGGGUGACCCGAGUGCAGUAGGUGACCCCCGCUUGCAAAACAUUCAUGGGUAGCAGUUUGACUUGAUGCAGACUGGCGAGCAUGUUCUGAUUCAGAUCCCGAGGUGGGAGAGCAUUGAAAACACGCUGCUCCACGUUCAGGCAGUUGCGCAUACGUUUGGCGAGUUGUGUGCGGACACGUACUGCAUGCGCAUUCACGUAACUGGAAAGUGGCCCAGUGUUUUGCAACCUGGUGGUUUCAUCUUCCGGGCAGACGACCCCGACGGGUUGCGCAGAGUCCAGAUAGAUGAGUUUCCGCGGGUUGUCAAACGGACUUCAAAUGAAAGUUUUCAUAUGCUACCCUGUCCGUCUUGGAGCUAUUUCAGGAUACCGAGGCCGUUAUGGGCAUGAGUGUGAGGACGAGGACAUGGUGAUGAUCACGAUGAAAAUGUGCCCCCAAUAUCGGAUCUUUCUUCAUAAAAAAUGAUGAGGAGCGUUUUGCGCAGAAUCCUUUCCACAUGACGAGAUUCGAGGACCCUCAAAUUUUACAACACAUGUGGACAAGUUUUUUGCGUGCCCGCUCGAGGACGGCGCGCCCUGCGCGCAGGAAUUUCGAGGACGUCUCGAGCCCCGCGCUCGUUUUGCUGAAGGAAGUUUGGUUUUUUGCGUGCCCGCUCGAGGACGGCGCGCCCUGCGCUCCAGACAUCUGAGGAUGCUUCGAGUGAAACGCCUGUCUGGCAGCGCGAAAGGCCUGGGUGCCCCUGGAUGCCCAGGUGGCUCUGGGAGUGCGGUUGGACCAUUAUUGGGGCACGACGGCGGGUCUCAAUUUAUACGUCAAACAUCUCGAUCGUGCUGGGUUUCCCGUCGGUCGACUCCUGGGCGAGGAUGACCACGAGGAAGCGUCUACUCCUUCCCGUGAGUGUCAGCAGCGCAUGGCUCUCACGUCAUAUGCAGCUACGUCCUGAUGCGCAUUCGCGAGCCCGCAGCUGGCGAGAGGUUGUGGUAGAUUUUGUCUCGUCUCUUCUUCUUCCUCCUCCUCCUCCUGCUGCGCAAUAUCAAUACGUGAUUCGAGAGUGAUUGUUGGUAGGCCGCCAUUCCCGCAAUGCGGCAAUCGGCGUGCGUUUUCGCCUGCCCACGCGCUCCAGCGUGUUGCACUUCUGCUCUGCCCUGUUUUUCCCAACCAUCCUGUGGUGUUGGGUCCCGCGUCUCACGCCUUCCUCCCGCUGCCCCCUCCCUCCUCCCAUCCUCUCCCUCCUCCUCUCCUCCCCCGCUAAUGCUCCUGAUACGCAUUCUUGCGACAAUCGGCUGCAGAGUCCACUGCUUCUUUUCUGUGCUUGUAGAGGAAUUGCGGCAUACACCUCUCGCAGACAGGUCAGGGGC